Molecule: messenger RNA, 1585 nt
Organism: Acyrthosiphon pisum (pea aphid)
Lineage: Eukaryota; Metazoa; Arthropoda; Insecta; Hemiptera; Aphididae
Product: UDP-glucuronosyltransferase 2B15
Exons: 4
Coding region: 1-1545 (514 amino acids)
Molecular function (GO): UDP-glycosyltransferase activity
Source: RefSeq, a predicted model, not a curated record
AUGAUUGUUUUAUUUGUAACAGUAAUUAUUACUGUAACAGUGGUUUCUCCAGCGGACACGGCAAACAUCUUAGCCGUGUUCCCUCAUCAAGGAUUCAGUCAUCAUUUGGUUUACUUGCCAUAUGUCCAAGGACUCGCCAACCGAGGACACAACAUAACUUUUAUCAGUAACUAUCCGAUAGAACAUGCAAACAUAAAUAAUUUAUCAAUUAGAGGAUCAAUUCCUAUAACCAAUAACAAAGAAAACAUCAGCGAUUUCGAAAGCGUUUCAAUGAACGAAAUAAAAAGUUCUAUGUUGACUAUUUGGAGUUUUUAUGAACGCGGAAAAAUGUAUGAAGCCAUACUUACAGUAGACAGUGUGAAGACAUUAUUAAACAGUCCUUCUAAAUUUGAUUUACUCAUUACAGAACAUUUUAAUAACGAAUUGUUUUUGGGUUUUGCAUCAAAGUUCAACAUACCUUUUAUACUUCUGAGUAGUUGCAACUUAUUGCCAUGGAAUAAGCAGGUGAUCGGACAGCCAUAUUCGUUAGCCAAUAUACCUACAACAUUGACCAGCCUGGGCACAACAAUGAACUUUAAUGACAGAGUUAUAAAUAUAAUUUCUCAUGCAAUACAACUCUUUGGUUUUAAACUAUUGUGUCGGAUUAGAGACGAAGCAAUCAUUAAACGAAAUCUUGAGAUUGAAAUUUCACUGGACCAAUUAAUUUUGAACGCCAGUUUGAUUAUGGUUAACAUUCAUUUCACAAUGUUUAAAUCCAAACCAUUAGUACCAGCUGUUGUGGAAAUCGGUGGGAUACACAUAAUGCCAAUCAAACCUUUGCCUAUGGACAUCCAGAAAUAUAUUGACGAAGCUGAAAAUGGAGUAAUUUAUUUCUGCAUGGGCAGUUUAUUACGGGGCGAAUCUUUUGCGGCCGAAAAAAGACAGAUGUUCUUAAAUGUCUUCGAUAAAAUUCCACAACGAAUUCUGUGGAAAUGGGAAGGAGAAUUACCCGGAAAACCGUCAAAUGUAAUGAUUCGCAAAUGGAUGCCCCAACGAGAUAUUUUAGCCCAUCCUAAUGUUAAGCUAUUUAUAUCUCAUGGUGGCCUAUUGGGAACUACCGAAGCUGUGCAUGAGGGCGUUCCAAUUUUAUCAAUGCCACUUAGUGCUGAUCAAAUAACAAAUAUCAAAUCUGUUGUAAGCAAAGGAGCGGCGGAGAUGAUGAAUUACGGAGAUUUGAAUGAAAAAGAAAUUCUUAUAAAAAUAACAUCUAUGCUUACAAAUCCUAUAUACAAACAAAAGGCUAAAGAGUUAUCAGAAGCAUUUCGUGAUCGACCAAUGUCUCCUCUGGAAACUGCAGUGUAUUGGACAGAAUAUGUAAUCCGACAUAAAGGGGCGCCACAUCUUCGGUCUGCUGCCGUCGGUAUGCCAUGGUACCAAUACUAUUUAAUCGAUGUACUGGUUGUAGUUUUCUUAUGUAUAACGACAAUUUUUGUAUUACUCUACUGCUUAGUUUUCAAAGUUAUUUUAAGAUUGUUAAAUAGAAGAUCUAAAGAGAAACAAUCUUAGGUAAUAAUAAAGUGAAUAUGGCUUAUGCUUGAUAAAAAUA